Messenger RNA from Penicillium manginii, 1617 nucleotides. RefSeq lists its product as uncharacterized. The transcript is spliced from 3 exons. The coding region runs from base 1 to 1617 and encodes 538 amino acids. The record is from RefSeq and is a predicted model, not a curated record. Lineage: Eukaryota; Fungi; Ascomycota; Eurotiomycetes; Eurotiales; Aspergillaceae.
AUGACUAUAUCUACCUGGCAAGAGAAAGCCGCCGCUAAGCGAGCUGAAGCGGCCGCGAAGAUCCCCGUCGAAUGGCGAUUGCCGGCUGAGUUUUUGACGCAAGACGAUGAGGGCGAUGCCAACGUUUUAGAUAUACCUGCAAAAUGUGGUGUUCUCACCCCGUCGCAAAUUUUGAUCACCGAAAUUCAAGAUGCAACAACUCUACGAGACAAACUUGCCGCACAAGAGCUGAGUGCUCUCGAGGUUGCGACUGCAUUUUGCAAGCGCGCCGCUAUUGCUCAACAGCUUACCUCUUGCCUUACAGAAACAAUGUUUCCCCAAGCCCUUGCUCGUGCGAAAGAACUCGAUGAGCAUAUCAAAGCAACUGGGAAGCCAUCUGGGCCCCUACAUGGGGUACCCAUUAGUAUUAAGGAAUCAUUGAACUUCAAAGGAGUUCAUUCCAGCUUGGGGAUAGUUUCGUUUUUGGACGACCCGCCUGCCAGCCAGAACUCGCCUUUGGUCGAUGUACUUCUCGCAGCAGGGGCUAUACUAUAUGUCAAGACCAAUAUCCCACAGACUAUGAUGACGGCAGAUUCGCACAACAAUGUGUUUGGCCGCGUACUUAACCCCUACCGCGCAAGCCUAACCGCAGGAGGGAGCAGUGGCGGUGAAGGCGCGCUCGUCGCCAUGCGAGGGUCCCUCUUGGGGAUUGGAACCGAUAUCGCGGGAUCUAUUCGGAUUCCUGCACUCUGCUGUGGCACCGUCGGAUUUAAGCCCAGCGUGGGUCGUGUACCCCCGACCGGGAAAAGUGCUGGUCGGCCUGGAAUGACUGGCAUCGCGGCCGUUGCGGGUCCUUUGUGCCACUCAGUCAGAGACGCUGAGAUGCUCCUGCGAGUUGUAUUUGACGCUUCUAUGGAAGAUAUGGAUGACUCCGCACUUGCGUAUCCUUGGAUUGAACCCGCGAAAGGGACAGGAGAUUCUUUGACGAUUGGAAUUCUGCCCGAAGACCCACAACAGCCCUUGCAUCCCAGCAUGCAACGCACCUUGGCGACUGCUAUCGAAAAGUUGAAAGCUGCAGGACAUCAAGUUGUCGAUCUUUCUGGGCAAGUCCCCUUUAUCGCUGAGGCUUCAGAUUUGGCUUUCAAUUUCUUCAGGGUUGACCCCGACCAGACUGUGUUGAAGCGUCUCAGCGCUAGUGGUGAACCUGCCAUCCCAUCUCUUCGUUUCACCUACGAUUUGGAAGGAAAGGGGACUGAAACGACAUUGCGUGAUUUCUUCGACUUCAAUGCGAAAAAAGCUAAAAUAUCAAGCCAAAUUCGAGGUGUAUACCUUGAUAACAAACUUGACUUGAUAAUUGCACCUGGCUUCCAGACCACGGCUGUCCCUCACGACACAUAUGGAGUACCAAUGUAUACAGUUCUUGCCAACUUGGUAGAUUAUCCUGCCUGUGUUAUACCGUUUGGCAAGGCUGACGCUGCUGCCGAUGCGAAAUUCAUUCGUGAUGCCAAUUAUUAUCCACCUUAUAAUCCCGAGCGAAUCGAAGGAGCUCCAUGCCAUGUCCAGCUUAUUGGACGUCGGCAGAAAGACGAAGCUCUAGUCAGACAUGCCCGGAUUGUCGAAAUUGUUUUGUUGAAUUAG